GGAGGCUGUGCCCUAAUAUGGUUUUUAGUUUUUGCAGAACAACGUGUUCGGCAGGCACCACAGUCCACGAACAGCGAGGGCCACGGGAUAUCGCUGAGGACAAUUCUGCCUCGGGACCGUUGUUUGCUUGUCUCAACGGCAUCGUCAUUGUUGUUCGCAUGCAUUGAUCGGAUUUCCAUUAGCUUCAUAGCUCUGAAGUCCGGUUUGGAGAGUGGCGGAUUUUGGAUUGUAAGGUGUCCAGAAGAGGUAGUUGCAAUGGUGUCUGCUGAGGCAGACGUGACUGUGGAGCAAGGAUUCCUCGAGGUUGUGGGAGACCGGAUUAAAGAUGUCGAUUCUAUCAUUAUCGACUACGUCGUGAAAGUUCUCCAGGAUGAGACGUUCGAUUUUGGACCCGAGGGGAAGGAAGCGUACGAUGCCGUUGGCGCGCUCCUCGUCGCUGCGGAGCUGGUCGACGAUGAAAAACAAGCGAAAGUGCUGUGUGCAAAACUUGCAAGCCGCUUUGGUGCUCGAGGAGGCGAUAAGUCACAGGAAAGCUUUCGUAAAAUGGCUGCACCUGUUCGCAUGUCAGAUGGGAUGGCUGGAUCUGCACCCGCGGCGAAACUUGAGGAUCCGCAAACAUUACCAGAAAUUUCAGAGAGAGACUUGGCCAAGAUUGAACGACGCAGAAGGAAAGAGGAGCGUCAGCGUCUGGCCGAUUAUCAGGCCCACGUGGCUGCUGCUGAGGCAGCUAAUGUAGGCAUGCCUGCUGUCAUGGUAAAUCAUGGUGGUGUUGGUGAAGGAGCUGUGGCGAAAGAUAUACGCAUGGAGAAUUUCAGCAUUUCCAUGGGAGGUCGCGAGCUUAUCAACGAAGCCACAGUCACCCUUGCACAUGGCAGGCGCUAUGGUCUUGUUGGCAGAAACGGAACAGGGAAGACUACGCUAUUGAAGCACAUGGCGAUGCAUGCUAUAGAUGGCAUUCCGCGGAAUUGUCAGAUUCUGCAUGUGGAACAAGAGGUCGUGGGAGAUGACACUACAGUUCUUCAGUGUGUUCUGGAUUCAGAUGUAGAGCGCAAGCUGCUAAUGGAAGAGGAGGCUCAAUUGGCUCAGCAGAAAGCAACAGUGCCUACAUCAACUGAAGGCACCACAUUAGUGAAGGCUGAUGGAAAGAUAGCAGAAAAUGCGGGUGAUAAGGAAGAUCCUGUGUCUGCUCGGCUUGCACAAAUUUACAAGAGAUUAGAGCUGAUCGAUGCCUAUUCAGCAGAAGCCCGCGCUUCCGCUAUUCUCGCUGGAUUGAGUUUCACAGCAGAUAUGCAAACGAGGAAAACAAGGACCUUUUCAGGAGGUUGGCGUAUGAGGAUUGCAUUAGCUCGAGCUCUAUUCAUCGAGCCGGAUCUACUGCUUUUAGACGAACCUACGAACCAUUUGGAUCUGCAUGCAGUGUUGUGGUUGGAGUCUUAUUUGCUCAAGUGGCCAAAAACAUUGAUAGUGGUGUCCCAUGCGCGUGAGUUCCUAAAUUCGGUUGUUACAGAUAUUCUUCUCCUUCAAAACCAGAAAAUAGUGACCUACAAGGGCGAUUAUGACACAUUUGAACGAACUCGUGAUGAGCGCGUUCGAAACCAGAUGAAAGCACACGAGGCGAAUGAGCGGACUCGUAGUCACAUUCAAGCUUUCGUAGAUAAAUUUAGAUACAAUGCCAAAAGAGCAUCUCUUGUGCAAUCCAGAAUCAAGGCUUUGGAGCGAAUCGGCCAUGUUGAUGCAGUCGUCAAUGAUCCAGACUACAAGUUUGAAUUUCCAACGCCUGAAGAUAAACCCCAAGCACCUAUCAUUAGUUUUAGUGACGCAUCUUUUGGAUACCCUGGCGGUCCUAUACUGUUCAAGAAUUUAAAUUUUGGAAUUGACCUCGACAGUCGAUUAGCAAUGGUGGGUCCAAAUGGUAUUGGAAAGUCUACAUUGUUGAAGUUAAUUUCAGGAGAGUUGGAGCCUAUAUCCGGAACCGUGUUUAGAUCGGCGAAGGUUCGUAUGGCAGUCUUUAGUCAGCAUCAUGUUGAUGGCUUGGAUCUCUCAUCAACGCCUCUUCUCUACAUGGCACACUGUUUCCCUGGUGUAUUGGAGCAACGUCUGCGUGCCCACCUAGGUUCAUUUGGAAUCACGGGCAACCUGGCUUUGCAAUCUAUGUACACACUUUCAGGUGGUCAAAAGAGUAGGGUAGCUUUUGCAAAAAUCACUUUCAACAAGCCUCAUAUAUUACUGCUGGAUGAGCCAUCCAAUCACUUGGAUCUUGAUGCUGUGGAGGCCCUUAUACAAGGGCUUGCUUUAUUUCAAGGAGGCGUGCUCAUGGUGAGCCACGACGAGCAUUUAAUUUCAGGAAGUGUAGAUGAACUUUGGUGUGUUUCGGACGGUAAGGCGACGCCGUUCCAUGGUACCUUCGCUGAAUACAAAAAGACGCUGAAAAUCUAAGAUUUUGUGAAUAUCUGGUUUGGAAUAUGUUUCACUUUCCAAUCAGCUAUGGCGAGCUUUUAAGAGUAGUACAACGAAAUCAUUGCUCGUCUCAGAUCAAGUUUAUUUAUUAGAGAUAGAGCAACAAUAGUUGUUGAGCAGUAUAGAAAUAAUCAUCUCCAGUAAGAGAACAAGGGUUGUAAUGUAUUCGGCUCUGGCUCAUCACCAACGACAAGUUCUUCGACUUGCUAUUGUGCUA
This is a messenger RNA of Physcomitrium patens, 2674 nucleotides long. RefSeq names its product ABC transporter F family member 3. Gene Ontology annotation, molecular function: ATP binding; ATP hydrolysis activity. Lineage: Eukaryota; Viridiplantae; Streptophyta; Bryopsida; Funariales; Funariaceae. The record is from RefSeq and is a predicted model, not a curated record.